Zingiber officinale is the source of this 1974-nucleotide messenger RNA. Its product is annotated as zinc finger MYM-type protein 1-like. The transcript is spliced from 3 exons. Gene Ontology annotation, molecular function: protein dimerization activity. NCBI's taxonomy places the organism in Eukaryota, Viridiplantae, Streptophyta, Magnoliopsida, Zingiberales, Zingiberaceae. The record is from RefSeq and is a predicted model, not a curated record. The coding region runs from base 1 to 1974 and encodes 657 amino acids.
AUGGGGCCUUAUCAACUAGAUAUGUUGGAGUAUCUGGCUACAAAAUUUGGAAGUCAAAAUCAUCGAUUUCAGAAAAAAUGGUUCCAGAAAUUUCAUUGGUUGGAAUAUUCGCCUUCAACAAAUAAGGCAUAUUGUUUUUAUUGUUUUCUUUUUCUGAAUGAUAUUAAUUCAUCUAAUAUCUCAGCACUGGUCAAUGAAGGAUUUGACAAUUGGAAAAGAGUAAAUCAAGGAAAAACAUAUGCAUUUCUUGCUCAUAUUGGUUCUGUAGCUUCUUCGCCUCAUACUAUGUGUGAGAGAAGGGCUGAAAAUUUGAUGAGACCCUCUCAACAUAUCGAUAAUGUGAUUCAUGUUCAAGCUAAAGAGGAAAAGGAGAAAAAUCGUUUGUGUUUGAGGACCUCAAUUGUCACUGUUCGCUGGCUAGCACUUCAAGGUUGUGCCUUUAGAGGCAACGAUGAAUCUCUAUCUUCAUCUAAUCGUGGAAAUUUUCUUGAAUUGGUGAAGGCUUUUGCAAAAAUGAGUACAGAAAUUAUUGAAGUUGUACUAGAAAAUGCUCCAAAAAAUGCUCCAAAAAAUGCUCAAUAUAUUGCUCCAGAAAUUCAGAAAGAGAUUUUACAUAUUAUGACCAAUAGAGUACGACAGAUGAUUCGUAAAGAAAUUGGAGAUAAAGUCUUUUGUAUUCUUGUUGAUGAAGCACAAGAUAUAUCUAAAUGGGAGCAAAUGACCAUUAUCUUGAGAGGUCAAGGAUAUGAUGGUGCUAGCAAUAUACGUGGUGCAUGGAAUGGGCUUCAGGCAUUAUUUCUCAGAGAUUGUCUUUACGCAUAUUAUAUCCACUGCUUUGCUCAUCGACUACAACUAACAUUGGUUUCUACAACCAAGGAUGUCAGUGUUAUUUGGGAAUUCUUUUCUCAUUUGGACAAUAUUGUCAAUAUUGUCACUUCCUCUACUAAGCGUAUUGCUGAGUUACGUACUGCACAAAGAAAUGAAAUUGAACAUAUGUUGGCAAUUGGAGAACGUGAUUCCGGAAGUGGGGCCAAUCAGAUUGGUAUGUACGCUGCAACUUGCAAAGUUUUUGAAGUUCUUAGUGACUAUUCUCCAAAUGCAAGAGCUAAGGCUAAAGUUCGGGGAAUUUACAGAAACAUGGCAAACUUUGAAUUUGUGUUCAUUUUGGAUUUAAUGCAUAAAAUUAUGAGAACAACAGAUACUCUUUGUCAAAUUCUUCAAAGAAAAUCUCAAGAUAUUUUGACUGCUAUUACAUUUAUCUCUACUACCAAAAUUAUCCUUCAAAAACUUAGAGAAUGCGGUUGGGAAGAAUUUCUUCAUGAAGUGAAAGUUUGUUGUUCGAGAAAUGAAAUUAAUGUGCCUGACCUUGAUUGCCAAUAUACGAUAGGUCGUUCUCGUCAGCAAACUACAGUUGAGCAUCAUUACCACUUUAAUGUUUUUAAUGUAGCAAUAGAUUCCAUCUUGAUGGAGUUAAAUACUCGGUUCAAUGAGUCAUCGAUGGAACUACUUUCUCUUAGUACAACUUUAGAUCCUAAAAAUUCAUUUGACUCAAUCAACAAUGAUGAUAUUUGCAAACUUGCAAAGAAGUUUUAUCUUGAAGAUUUCACAUGUCAAGACAUCGUUGCUUUGGAAUAUGAAUUAGUACAUUAUAAACUUGAUGUAGUGCAAAAUUUGAAGAUUUCAACACUUGUUGAGUUGUGUCAGCAAUUGACUGAGAGUGGACGGUCAAAGGUUUACAUUAUUUUGACUAGAUUGAUUCAUCUUAUUUUGGCGUUACCUGUUUCUACCGCUACUACUGAGCGAGCAUUUUCAGCAAUGAAGCAUGUGAAGAUGGCACUUCACAAUAAAAUGGGGGAUGAUUUUCUUGAAGAUUAUUUAACACUCUAUAUUGAACGAGAUUUAGCUAAAGAUAUAAAUGUAGAUUCUAUUAUAGAUGAAUUUUAUGUUUCAAAAUCUCGUAGGGCACAAUUUUGA